Molecule: messenger RNA, 1641 nt
Organism: Hansenula anomala
Lineage: Eukaryota; Fungi; Ascomycota; Saccharomycetes; Phaffomycetales; Wickerhamomycetaceae
Gene: SMF1
Product: divalent metal ion transporter SMF1
Exons: 2
Coding region: 1-1641 (546 amino acids)
Biological process (GO): intracellular manganese ion homeostasis; iron ion transport
Cellular component (GO): plasma membrane
Molecular function (GO): cadmium ion transmembrane transporter activity; manganese ion transmembrane transporter activity
Source: RefSeq, a predicted model, not a curated record
AUGGCUGGUGGUGUUCGUGACCACAAUAACCUUUCUCGAACCCAUUCAGAAACUAACAACAAAUCAAAAGACAUUUAUGAAAUAACAAACACCCUAAGUGAAGAUAAGAACAGUAUCAAACAGCCAACAAAGAGAAUAGACACCAUUGGUCGCAAGUUUACAAAAUUUUUCCAAGUUAAAGAGAAUGAUGCUAAGAUUGUGAAAAUUUUCAAGAAAUACCUAAGAUUCGUUGGACCAGGUUUAAUGAUAUCAGUUGCUUAUAUGGAUCCAGGUAAUUAUGCAACUGAUGUUUCCGCUGGUGCUUCCUCCCAAUUCUCAUUAUUAUUCAUCGUCUUGCUUUCAAACAUCAUUGCCAUUUUUUUACAAUCGUUAUGUAUCAAAUUAGGUUCAGUCACUGGCUUGGACCUUUCAAGAGCUUGUAGAGAUCAUUUACCAAAAUGGUUAAACUUGAUCAUAUGGUUCUUUGCAGAAGCUGCUAUUAUUGCUACAGAUGUUGCUGAAGUUAUUGGUACUGCUAUUGCCUUGAACAUUUUGUUAAGAAUCCCAUUACCUGCUGGUGUUGUCAUUACAUGUAUUGAUGUAUUGUUUGUCUUGAUGGCUUAUAGACCUGGUUCCUCUUUGAAAUUUGUUAGAUUGUUUGAAUACGCAGUUGCUUUAUUAGUUCUAUGUGUUGUUGUUUGUUUCUGUGUGGAGUUGGGAUUGAUGCCUCCGGUUAAUGUUCGCUCUGUAUUUAGAGGUUUUGCUCCAUCUAGAGAAAUGUUUGAAAAUAAUGGAAUGUAUACAGCAUGUUCCAUAUUGGGUGCCACCGUGAUGCCUCAUUCUUUAUUUUUAGGGUCUGGUUUAGUUCAACCAAGAUUAAGAGAAUUUGAUGUUGAAAAUGGUUAUGUUAAAUUACCAAGUUCAGAUGAUGAAGCCACUGUUGUUGAGGAUCAAGAAGAUGCUUUGUUUAAAUAUAGACCUACAGCGAAAGCUAUCAAAUAUGCAAUGAAGUAUUCAAUUGCAGAAUUAGCAAUCACUUUGUUCACAUUUGCCCUAUUUGUUAAUUCUGCAAUCUUGAUUGUUGCAGGAAGUUCAUUACAUGGUACUCCAGAAGCUGUUGAUGCUGAUUUAUACACAAUUCAUAAAUUAUUAUCUCAUCAAGUUGCUCCAAUUGCCGGUACAAUUUUCAUGUUGGCACUUUUAUUCUCUGGUCAAUCUGCUGGUAUCGUUUGUACAAUUGCUGGACAAAUUGUAAGUGAAGGUCAUUUACACUGGACAAUGAAACCAUGGAAAAGAAGAAUCGUGACAAGAAGUAUUUCUAUUGUUCCGUGUUUGGCUAUUAGUUUGAGUAUUGGUAAAAGUGGGUUGAGUGCUGCUUUGAAUGCUUCACAAGUUGUUUUAUCAAUUUUGUUACCAUUCUUAACUGCCCCAUUGAUUUAUUUCACUUGUAAGAAGUCAAUCAUGAGGGUUGAAGUGAAUCAAGCUGAUGAGGAUAACACUAAUGAUGCUGUUGGUACUUCAAAUGAAUUGGGUACUAAAUAUAUUGAUAUGUCCAAUAAUUGGGCCACUUCAAUCAUUGCAUUCCUAAUUUGGUUAUUCAUUUCUGUUUUAAACGUUUACACAAUUGUUAAGCUUGGUUUAAGUCAUGGUGAUAUUUCUUGA